Molecule: messenger RNA, 1074 nt
Organism: Sordaria macrospora k-hell
Lineage: Eukaryota; Fungi; Ascomycota; Sordariomycetes; Sordariales; Sordariaceae
Cellular component (GO): nucleus
Molecular function (GO): protein binding
Source: RefSeq, a predicted model, not a curated record
AUGUCGAAACAAUACCUAACCCUCCACACGGUGGACCAAGCCCACCCAACAGAAAUCUUCGCCCUAGCACCCACUCCCACCACCCUAAUCUCCGCCUCCGGCUCCUCCCACAUCCUCAUCCACAGCACCACCACCUCCCCAACCUUUCCUCUCGUGCAGACCCUCUCCAACGCCCACAGGCUAGGUUGCCACCACGUUACCACCGCGCGCGGCCUCGGCUCUUUGGGAAACACUUUUGUCUCCGUCGGUUUCGGCGGCGAGACCAAAGUCUGGCGUCGCAACAAUAACCCGUCCUCUUCAGAAACCUCCGAAUCCGAUAAAUGGUCUCUCUACUGGACUUUACCCACACCCGCGAAUAAGAAGGAAAAAGGCGACGUCUGGGCUGUGGCGCUUAGUGCCGACGAGGGAUACCUAGCUGCUACUACUAGCGAUGGAAGGAUUCAUGUGUGGGAUUUGGAGGGAAAACAAAAAGUGCAGACGUAUGAGACUGGUGCGUCCGCAGGUGGCGGUGGUGGUGGACAACAGGAUGGUAGUAAUGGGGUAGGAAGUGGAAGCUUUGCCAUGGCGGUGGACUUAAGCAGGGACGGCAAGUUCACGGCUAGUGGACAUGAGAAUGGCGGGGUGUAUGUGUUUAAUAAUGAUGCGGGGCGUAUGGUUUAUUCACUUUCUGGCCUAGCAAAACCAAUCCGCGCCAUCGCCUUCUCCCCGGGCUGCAAACGUCUCGCCGCAGCCGGCAACGCCGGCAUAAUCGCCAUCUACGACAUGCAGCACGGCGAGCACGUAGCCAACCUCAGCGCCACAGGCUCUCGACCGGCAUGGAUCACUUCUAUCGACUGGAACGACACGGGCGAAUACCUUCUGAGCGGCUCCUUGGACGGAAAAGUCAGAGUGUGGGAUGUCGCGAGGGGAGUCUGCGUCGCGACGCACAGCGAGACCGAGAGCGCCCUCUGGUGUGUCAGAUGGUUGCCCAAAUCGGAGAAGGCGUUGGCUCCGGGUAUGGGCAAGGGCGAGAUGUUUGCGGCUGCGGGGGCGAAUAGGAGUUUGACGUUUUAUCGGGAGGCUACUGGGUCAUAG